UAGGAUUGGAAACGAGUUGUUAUUGUUCCUUGUCUGCAGUAAAUAAAUACAUACUUACUAAACUAAAUAGGCUACCCAUCUCUAAUUUUAUUAAAAUGUCUAAACUACAGAUGUUGUGUGUGUUUUUAAAUGAGCGUUUAACGACGGCUGCUGUGGAUAUUUUUGGUGCAGUUGAGAAAACGGUAGUGGAGUACCAGGAGGAGAAUGAUCGGCUACGGGGACUGCUGCGGAGGACACCGGUGAUACCGCUACGUCAAAUAGACUCCCUGCAGCCCUCUGUCUCUGAAGAGGAGGUUCCCCCUGAGCAGCAGCACUGUGAGCAGGAAUGGAGCCCCAGUCUGGGACAGAAGGACCCAGAGACCAAACAGAUUAAAGAGGAACAGGAGGAAGUCAGGACCAGUCAGGAGGAAGAGCAGCUUCAAGGGGUGGAGCCUGAUAUCAUAGAGUUCAUAUUUACUCCUCCUUGUGUGAAAAGUGAAUGUGAUCAGGAGGAACCACGUCAAGAUCCCAUACUUGCUGAACACCCAACUCUCCUGAAAAUGUCUAAACUACAGUCGUUUCAAGAGUUUUUAAAUGAGCGUUUAACGGCGUUUGCUGCUGUGGAGAUUUCCGGGGCAUUUGCUAAAAUGAUAGUGGAGUACCAAGAGGAGAAUGAUCGGCUACGGAGACUGCUGCGGAGGACACCAGAGAUACAACUAUGUAGAAUAGACUCCCUGCAGCUCUCUGUCUCUGAAGAGGAGGUUCCCCCUGAGCAGCAGCACUGUGAGCAGGAGUGGAGCCCCAGUCUGGGGCAGGAGGACCCAGAGACCAAACAGAUUAAAGAGGAACAGGAGGAAGUCAGGACCAGUCAGGAGGAAGAGCAGCUUCAAGGGGUGGAGCCUGAUAUCAUAGGGUUCAUUUUCUCUCCUUCCUGUGUGAAAAGUGAAUGUGAUCAGGAGGACCAAACCCAGACUGUGGAGAACAGAGAGAGAGACUCUAAACUAGUGGAUCUCAAACCUUCUGGCACUGUGACCCACCUAAAGGGUCUCUACAUUCCCUGUGACCCUCCAGAUAAUCAAAACAAUGCCUCCAGCCGCAGCUCAGCCGUAAGCAGCGACGCAGUAGGACUUGACAACAGUCCACCAUUGGAGCCCAGCCCAACAUUGGGGGAACACUGUUCCAAUCCCAGCACCAUGCCUAGAAAAACUCACAGCUGCCGUGACUGUGGUGAAACAUUUGCUCUGAAAGCUGAUCUGCAGAGACAUUUGACUCUCACCAAGAAGAGACCCAGUGAAUGUCGAUUCUGCAAGAAACGCUACAACUCCACCUGUAAACUGAAGGCCCAUGUCCGACUCUGUCACAGUGGGAAACCCUGUGUCUGCCCUGUUUGUGGAAAGAUCUUCAAACAAAAAGGGCAUCUGUCCAGGCACAUGAGGAUUCACACAGGAGAGAAACCAUUCAGUUGUGGUGACUGUGGGAAAAGCUUCCGUCUGAAGGGGCAUCUAACCAGGCACAAACUGAUUCACACAGGGGAGAAUCCAUUUAGCUGUGGUGAUUGUGGGAAAAGAUUCAGUCUCAAGCAGCAUCUAACCAGGCACAAACUGAUUCACACAGGAGAGAAACCUUUUAGCUGUGGCGACUGCGGGAAAAGCUUCAAUCUCAAGAAGACACUAACUGAACAUAUACGGACUCACACAGGAGAGAAACCUUUUAGCUGUGGUGACUGUGGGAAAAGCUUCAGUGUCAAGAAGACACUAAUUGAACAUAUACGGACUCACACAGGAGAGAAACCAUAUAGCUGUGGUGACUGUGGGAAAAGCUUCAGUGUCAAUAGGAACCUAACUAAGCACAAACUGACUCACACAGGAGAGAAACAACAUGGCUGCUCAGUCUGUGGUAAAAGAUUCAUUCAGAAGACUAAUCUGCUGAGGCAUGUCAAAAACAACCACAAAGAAUGAAAACAAGACAAAGGAACAAAGAAAGUAAAUGAGGACAUAGACGCAGAGAGUGGACUAAGAGAGUAUUGAGAUACACCCAAGAUCCCCUGUGGACCAACUGAGGACAUAGACACAGAGAGGGGACUAAGAGAGUAUUGAGAUACACCCAAGAUCCCCUGUGGACCAACUCUAACUGGUUCUCCUGAUCCUGCUCAGUCCAAUGUCACAGUAUUAUAUAAUGGGACUGUUGUCUGAACCUAACAGGUAAUGUUGCUACUCUUUGUGUAGGAAAUGGACAAUCUGCAGUUCAGACAACCACCAGUUUUUAGGUGAACAACUGAGGGAUGGUGUUGGAGAGUUGUAAAAACACUCAAAUUCAUAGACUGAUAUCAAAUUUGCCUGUUGCUACGUUGUUCCUUAAAGGAACCAUCAGAGGUGUCCACUACAAUGCAAGAUUUAGUUAGCUAGAUAUUUAGUCAGCUAGAGAUUUAGUCAGCUAGAGAUUUAGUCAGCUAGAGAUUUAGUUAUCUAGAGAUUUAGUCAGCUAGAGAUUUAGUCAGCUAGAGAUUUAGUCAGCUAGAGAUUUAGUCAGCUAGAGAUUUAGUUAUCUAGAGAUUUAGUCAGCUAGAGAUUUAGUAAGCUAGAGAUUUAGUUAGCUAGAGAUUUAGUCAGCUAGAGAUUUAGUCAGCUAGAGAUUUAGUCAGCUAGAGAUUUAGUUAGCUAGAGAUUUAGUAAGCUAGAGAUUUAGUUAGCUAGAGAUUUAGUCAGCUAGAGAUUUAGUCAGCUAGAGAUUUAGUUAUCUAGAGAUUUAGUCAGCUAGAGAUUUAGUCAUCUAGAGAUUUAGUCAGCUAGAGAUUUAGUCAGCUAGAGAUUUAGUUAUCUAGAGAUUUAGUUAUCUAGAGAUUUAGUCAGGUAGAGAUUUAGUCAGCUAGAGAUUUAGUUAUCUAGAGAUUUAGUCAGCUAGUUAACUAAAUAAACUUUAUAUGGAGAAAGAGAUAAACACCAAAUGGGCGUGGUCUAAUUGACUCAACGACCAAACAACAUACGUAAGUGUAGAUUUCUUAAUGAACCAGAGGAUCUCUAGGUAUUUCUGGUUGAUUGUCAAAGUGAUCUGUUUCAUUGACCCCCCCCUCCCCCUCUGCAGUUCAAAUAAGAACAAAGUGGGAAACCUGCCACUGUUUUGGUAAACAACUGAGGGAACGGGUUGGAGAAAUGUAAAUAUUCAGACACAUCUUUGGAUGCCAUGAGAUCAAAAUAAUAGUUUUAACCAUAUUAUGUGGCUAUGCAGUGUUUGGUUGACAUUUUAGGUUCAUAUGUUUUGUGUUCUGAUGGGGGUAUGACUGUCCAAAGUCCAAAAUUCGAUGUACCAAUCACAGAUUGCCCCUUAAAACCCCCUAGAGUUGAUUGACGCACCCAUGACGUCACAGGGCGACGUCGUUUUGAAUACAGAAUAUCUCCCUGUGUAUUUAUUAUCGCUGCUCCCCUCUUUCCGGCGACAUGAAGUGUGCAGCUAUUCAAUAACACGGGGCUCGUGAAAGAGGCCUUUUUCUACACGGGAGAAGCUCUGGACAAGAAAAUAUUCACAGAAUCAUGUGUUAAUCCCAAACCGUGAUGUCUGAACCUAUGAUGAAAACUAAUGUCACCCAUGUCGAAAGGAGAGACUUUGUUUGGCUCUAUGACAUCUACAAGUUUAAGUGCCCUCUGAACUCUGUCACGGACUACGUCAUUUCCAAGAGGUGUCACAAAAACCGACCGACCAAACUGUUGGUGCUACAAACAAGUCUCACCAAUAUUCAGUAAAGUACUUCAAAGUAUUAA
Oncorhynchus nerka (sockeye salmon) is the source of this 3734-nucleotide messenger RNA. RefSeq names its product zinc finger protein OZF-like. The record is from RefSeq and is a predicted model, not a curated record. Bases 96 to 1937 code for a protein of 613 amino acids. Lineage: Eukaryota; Metazoa; Chordata; Actinopteri; Salmoniformes; Salmonidae. Gene Ontology annotation, biological process: regulation of transcription by RNA polymerase II. The transcript has 3 exons. Gene Ontology annotation, molecular function: RNA polymerase II cis-regulatory region sequence-specific DNA binding; DNA-binding transcription factor activity, RNA polymerase II-specific.